UGCACCUUUAAUUUGUAUCCGUGUUUAAGCCACUCACAAUAUUUCUCUCUAUCAAACCGCAUUGUUAUGACUUUAAAUAAAUAUUAGCAAUGUUUUCCGUAUAACGAGCCAGAUAAAUCAUCUAAAGAGUCCAAAUGCUGAAGAGAAGGCAGAGAAGAAUUUUGCGUUAUGUGGAGGAGGGGAGUCUGUUGAAGCUGAAGUCAUACCUUCGUAAACACGAGGAUCUGGAACUGAACUUCUCUCAGGGCAGAAAGCACAGAAGUCCUCUACACAUCGCAUGUUCUCACGGUGAUGAUGCCGUUGUCAGACUGCUGCUGAAACACGGAGCAGAUCCUCUACAAACAGACGUAAAUGGAGAGAUACCAUUACACCUUGCCGCGAAGAAAGCUCUCAAACACGGCAAAAGAGCUUAUGAUGAUCUGGUGGUGCCAUUACGAAAACACUGUCCGGAAGCACUGGAGGUUUCUAAUAAAGCAGGAGUGACUCCUCGAGAUCUGCUACAAUGGAUGAAAUCUGACAACGGGGGCUUUGAAAAUGGAUCUCAAUGUAAUGCCGAUCCUGAGCAACAGUGGAGAGAGAAAUUAUUGGGUGAAUGCCAGGAUGAGUUCUUUGAGACUUUUGGACAGUAUGACGAUGAAUUCUUAAGGGAUGAAAAAGACGAGGAAGACUUUGGGGACUGGGCCGAUCGGAUCAGACGGGAGUAUGUUUCUAAGCAACGUGCCAGAGAACAAAGAGUAGCAGCUUCCUCGGGACACAAGAAAUCCAAGGGCAGUAAGGUGACGGAAGAGGACGAAAAGAGUCGAAGGGAGCUGUUGAAGAGACUGGAGCGAGAACAUGCUGAGUAUCUGCAGCGUGCAGCCCGAAAGGAGGAGGAGACGAGGCAGGGGAGGAAGAAGCACUACGAAGAGCGCUGUGCUGCUACAUUUCAGAGCUCCUCAAAGAUGGCACCUCAAGGAUUUCUGGGAUACAAUGACAUCCCAUGGCCGGCCCCCCGCGGCUCACUUGAUGAAAUGGUGGCCGUUGUGCUGCACGGGGUGGACCAAUCCGAUGUGCCUGUCUUCCGGAAGUUACUCCGUCGCCAGCAAGCCGUCUGGCAUCCAGACAAGUUCGCUCAGCGCUGUGGAGGACGUCUUCUGGAGUCUGACAGACAGAGAAUUCUAGACACGGUUACGGCUCUCUCACAAGAGCUCAACAGACUUGCACAAAACCUUAGAUGAAACAGUCAUCACUGAUCUGAGCAAUUCAAAUAAUCUUUGUUCUUAUGCUGUUUUGUGAUUUAAAGUAUUCGUGAAAGACUUGAAGCUUGUCUUGAUGAACUUCAAUGAAAAAAAUGUAAAUGAAUAUAAAGAAAUCCUGUCUUUGAGGUGCAGGUCUAUAUACUAGUACUGCUGCAAUAUUUAGGCAUUUUUUGCAUAAUGCUUAUCACGUCCAGCUCUACAGGGGGCCUGAGGAAUGCCUGACCCACACAUGAGCUGUGGCAAGGAGAAGCAUUUUCCUGUUGUAAAAAUCAGAGCAAUUAAGUAAAACAUAAGAAAGUAGUCAAAAGUAAUUCUCGUUUAAAUACAGUGCAGGUGUUUACUAUAAAGUAAAGGACUGUGGGUUCAAUAGUUUCAAAUCAAGACACGAUUUCUUUGUGUUUACUAUUACUUCUUGUACUCUUCACAUGUAUUAUUUAUUAACUUAGAACUUUAAACGGCAUUUUGCCUUGUAUAUCUUUACAUUUAAGAGACUUAAACAAAGGACAAGCAGAUGGUCUUCCUGCCGCUGGUCUGAAAGAAUACGCCACGGAAUAUAUUAAAAGGAUGCUGUGGUUGCCAGAUAAUAAAAUCCAUCUCAUCUU
Triplophysa dalaica is the source of this 1840-nucleotide messenger RNA. It is a transcript of the gene nfkbil1, whose product is annotated as nuclear factor of kappa light polypeptide gene enhancer in B-cells inhibitor-like 1. The coding region runs from base 135 to 1217 and encodes 360 amino acids. Gene Ontology annotation, biological process: canonical NF-kappaB signal transduction. The record is from RefSeq and is a predicted model, not a curated record. The transcript has 4 exons. NCBI's taxonomy places the organism in Eukaryota, Metazoa, Chordata, Actinopteri, Cypriniformes, Nemacheilidae. Gene Ontology annotation, molecular function: protein binding.